GGAGGUCAGGUCGAGGGAUCCUCGAAAGAACCCUUUUAUCUUUUAUUUUCAAUCAAAUUGGCUCUGCCAUUUUCACAAACAGUUUCUGCGCAUUUGCACUUCAUUACCUGCAUCUAUUUACAAUCUCACCCAGCCAUUUACAAACCCAAGAAGCAGAGUCAUUACAUUUCCUCCUGCAAAGACAGGAAACAAUCGCUGAAAUCUGCUUGAACCCUACUCCCUCAGAGUGGGAAACUAAUUUCUAAUAGACGUUUAAACAAACAGAUAGUGACCCCGACCAUAUUUGUCAUGCAUGAAGCUUUGCAAGAGAUAUCUCCACAUUACAAAUAGUCAUCAAUAUGAGCCCAGGGAACAUAAAGGGUUCGUACACACCUGGUUCUUGAAGUGUGUUCUAUUGGUUAUCCCUGUAGAAUGCAAAAAGAUGGUUGCUUUUACCUACAAACCAAGUCGAAUCCGAAGUAAACAAUAUAAAUAUUCCCGAAGAGUACUUUGUGAGAAUAGAGUCUCAGUUUCAGCUUGAACAAACGACCGUGUUAUUCCGGCACUUCAACGGAGAAGAUGCUUGCUUUUACCAACAAACCAAGUCGAAUCCGAAGUAAACGAUAUAAAUAUUCCCGAAGAGUACUUUGUGAGAAUAUAGUCUCAGUUUCAGCUUGAACAAACGACCGUGUUAUUUCGGCACUUCAACGGAGAAGACAACGGGGGCUUCAGAACAGGCGCCAAUGGAAGACGCCGGAGGACGUAACCACGGGAGUUGGGGGAGCUGAAAUGGACUGGUCUAAACUUACAAGCAUCGGGAUUCAUUUUUUCUUUUUAAAAAAUUAACCCCUUUUUACUGGUCUAAUGACGUGGCAGAGUCACGUCGGCGCGUAAGAAAGUGCCUGUGAAAUGGCCGUGGAAGUAUAAACGCAAUCCAUCUAAAUCUAGUGUUAAGAACAAAACAAAUUAUCCGAUCUGAAUCUGAAAUUCUCUUUACCUUCAAGGCUUCAAUGCCUAGAAUCUGAACAUUUGCUACUGAAGAAGCUCUCUCAUUUGUAUUCAUUCUCUGAGGCACUUCAUGAUUAUGGCCGAUGUCACGAUGAGCAAUGUGGAGCAGUCUUAUGGAGAAACGAAUGAUGCUCAGAAAAAUGUAUUUGAUUUAGGAGCUUUUGUUGGGGACUUGACUAUUGAGGAGGAUGUGAGCAGUGAUGACAUAUCAUUGGAAGGCCUACAACAAGAGCUAGAAGAAUGUAAAAAUGAUGAUGUAGUUGCAAACAUACUAUCAAAAGGUGCGAAAUUAAGGGAGUAUACAAAGGGAGUCGAGAACAAUUUACGGCAAGUCGAAUUUGAUUCUAUUCAGGAUUAUAUACAAGAAAGCAAUAAUUUAGUGUCUCUUCAUGAUCAAAUUCGUGAAUGUGACAGCAUCUUGUCACAGAUGGAAACUCUCCUUGGUGGAUUUCAAGCUGAAAUCGGUUCCAUAAGUUCAGACAUAAAAACCCUCCAGGAGAAGUCUAUGGAUAUGGGUCUGAAGCUUAAGAAUCGUAAGGUAGCUGAAUCAAAAUUGGCAAAAUUUGUUGAAGACAUUAUAGUUCCUCCACGGAUGGUUGACAUAAUUGUUGAUGGAGAGGUCAAUGAUGAAUUCAUGAGAACUCUUGAGAUUCUAAGCAAGAAGCUGAAGUUUGUAGAAGUGGAUCCUAUGGUCAAGGCUUCAAAAGCUCUAAAAGAUGUUCAACCUGAGCUAGAAAAACUACGGCAGAAAGCAGUUUCAAAGGUCUUUGACUUCAUUGUUCAGAAGCUUUAUGCAUUGAGAAAGCCCAAAACAAAUAUCCAGAUCCUUCAACAGAGUGUUCUUCUAAAGUACAAGUAUGUUGUUUCCUUUCUCAAAGAACAUGGCAAUGAAGUAUAUACCGAGGUCCGAGGAGCAUACAUUGACACAAUGAACAAGGUCUUAAGUGCACAUUUCCGUGCUUAUAUUCUGGCUCUGGAGAAACUACAGUUGGAUAUAGCAACAUCAAGUGAUUUGAUUGGUGUGGAGGCAAGAAGCACUGGUCUUUUUUUAAGAGGAAGGGAACCCCUAAAGAACCGGUCUGCGAUUUUUGCUUUGGGGGAGAGGAUAAAAAUUUUGAAGGAAAUUGAUGAACCUGCUUUAAUUCCUCAUAUAGCGGAAGCCAGCUCCAGCAAGUAUCCUCAUGAGGUGCUCUUCAGGAGUUUGCACAAGCUGCUUAUGGAUACUGCUACUUCUGAGUAUCAUUUCUGUGAUGAUUUCUUUGUUGAGGAAUCCAUGUUUUAUGAGAUUUUUGCAGGUCCAUUCGCUGUCAUUGAUGAGCAUUUCAAUUCAAUACUUUCAAAUUGUUAUGAUGCUAUUGGCUUAAUGCUAAUGAUUCGGAUAACACAUCAACACCAGCUCAUUAUGUCACGGCGACGGAUUCCAUGCUUGGAUUUAUAUCUAGACAAGGUCAAUAUUUCCCUAUGGCCCCGUUUCAAGAUGGUAUUUGACAUGCAUCUCAAUAGCCUGCGCAAUGCAAAUGUUAGGACGUUAUGGGAAGAUGAUGUUCACCCUCACUAUGUCAUGAGGCGUUACGCUGAAUUUACAGCUUCACUAAUCCGCCUCAAUGUUGAAUAUGGAGAUGGGCAGCUUGAAUUGAAUUUGGAAAGACUGAGAAUGGCAGUUGAUGACUUGCUUAUCAAGCUUGCAAAAAUUUUCCCAAAAACAAAACUACAAAUUGUGUUUCUGAUUAACAACUACGAUAUGAUAAUUUCUGUUUUGAAGGAAGCUAGUCCAGAUGUUGGGAAAAUUCAAAUGCACUUUGAGGAACUGCUGAAGAGCAACACUGCGUUAUUUGUGGAAGAGCUGCUACUAGAGCAUUUCAGUGAUUUAAUAAAGUUUGUAAAGACCCGAGCCUCGGAGGACCCAAGUUCUGGUUCUGAGAAAGCCAUAGCUGUGGGGGAAGUUGAGCUACUUGCAAAGGACUUUGGAAGUAGAUGGAAAGCUGCAAUAGAGCUGAUGCAUAAAGAUGUCAUAACUUCUUUCAGCAACUUACUGUGUGGCAUGGAGAUUUUGAGGGCUGCGUUGACUCAGCUGCUGCUCUAUUAUACGAGGCUCACGGACUGCAUAAAGAGGAUUGUUGGUGGGUCCUCGCUGAACAAGGAUCUGGUGUCCAUAUCUUCAAUCAUAAGGUUCUCUCUCUCUCUCGCGCGCGCGCGCAAAGAAGCACACACUCGUGCAUGUAAAGCAAACAGAUAUAACUCUGGUUUGGACUCUUAUGUAUUCGGCUAGAGCAAACGAGGCAUUGUGUAAAGGAAAAUUACCAGCCCUUCUGAUUACGUCAAUUGUAUUUUGUCCGUGUGACGACCGCAGAUGUUUGUCAUGUAUUAAUGUAGAACAUCUUGUCAU
Juglans regia (Persian walnut) is the source of this 3373-nucleotide messenger RNA. Its product is annotated as vacuolar protein sorting-associated protein 52 A-like. Bases 1058 to 3256 code for a protein of 732 amino acids. Gene Ontology annotation, molecular function: syntaxin binding. NCBI's taxonomy places the organism in Eukaryota, Viridiplantae, Streptophyta, Magnoliopsida, Fagales, Juglandaceae. Gene Ontology annotation, biological process: endocytic recycling; Golgi to vacuole transport; retrograde transport, endosome to Golgi. The transcript is spliced from 21 exons. The record is from RefSeq and is a predicted model, not a curated record. Gene Ontology annotation, cellular component: GARP complex.